AUGUUCCUCAUGGAAACCAAAAAUCAAAGCGAGUUUGUGAUGAAGGAGCUCCACUCUCUGGCUUACACCUCAUCAUUCACGGUACCACCUCAUGGACAUGGAGGUGGAGGGCUAGCCCUUCUCUGGAAUCAAAAAGUAAAACUGGAAGUCUUAGACUCCUGCGACAACUACAUAGACACGACAAUAAGCUAUAAAAAUCAAAGGUUCCUCGCAACAUUCACCUAUGGAGAACCAGACCACACAAAGAGAAGAGAGGUUUGGGAUAAGAUUUCUGACCUUGGAGUAGCAAGAGAAAACCCGUGGUUCCUCACAGGAGAUUUUAACGAGAUCAUGGACAACUCAGAAAAACAAGGAGGACCUCCCAGAUCAGAAGCGUCGUUUGGCGAUUUCCGAGAAUUCCUCUCCAAGAACGAUCUCUAUGAUAUCCAACAUACAGGGAACUCCCUGUCCUGGCGAGGCGUCAGGGGUACCCAUCUCGUUCAUAGCCGUCUUGAUAGAGCCCUCUCCAAUAGCGCUUGGACAGAAGCGUUCCCUACAGGCAGAAGCAUCUAUCUCCCGUUCGAAGCUUCCGACCACAGACCGAUAAUCACCUUCUUCGAACCGGCACUGCAAAAGAAAAGAGGCCUUUUCAGAUAUGACCGGAGGAUGAAAAGUAAUGAGAAGAUCAAACAAUUGGUAGCAAAAGCCUGGGGAGAAGAACCAGAUGCAACUGUGGAACAGAGAAUUUCAAAAUACAGGAAAGAAAUAGUAAAGUGGAAUAGACAACACCACCAAAACAGCAAAAAGGUGAUUGAAGAGAAGAAAAAACAGCUAGAAGAAGCUAUGACUUUGAGGAUAGCGGAUGAGACUAGAAUCCAAAGCAUAAACGCAUUUCUCAAAGAAGCCUACAAAGAGGAAGAAAGCUACUGGAAACAGAGAAGUAGGCAGUUAUGGCUAGCAUUGGGAGAUAAGAAUUCAGGCUAUUUCCACGCGGUGACAAGAGAUAGAAAGCGCAUUAAUGCUAUAACAAUGAUAGAGAAAGAGAAUGGAGAAACCUGCUAUGAAGAAAGCCAAAUCGCAGAAACAGUGGCAAACUUCUACUCGGAGCUUUUCACGUCGCAGGAGCGUGAUAGAGCAGCUAUGGUGGAUAGAAUUUUGGAGCCACGAGUCACGGAGGAGGACAACAAAGCGCUAACGGCCGAGCCUUCGAAAGAGGAAGUAAAAAGGGCACUCUAUGCCAUCCACCCGGACAAAGCACCAGGUCUAGACGGGUUCUCUGCUAGCUUCUUCCAGUCUAACUGGGAUGUAGUGGGAGACACUAUCACUUCUGAAGUCAAGACUUUCUUCUCCACAUGA
Microthlaspi erraticum is the source of this 1335-nucleotide messenger RNA. The record is from the annotation of a GenBank genome assembly. Lineage: Eukaryota; Viridiplantae; Streptophyta; Magnoliopsida; Brassicales; Brassicaceae.